Toxorhynchites rutilus septentrionalis is the source of this 1355-nucleotide messenger RNA. RefSeq lists its product as uncharacterized. Gene Ontology annotation, cellular component: nucleus. The record is from RefSeq and is a predicted model, not a curated record. Gene Ontology annotation, molecular function: zinc ion binding. The coding region runs from base 130 to 1269 and encodes 379 amino acids. The transcript is spliced from 3 exons. Lineage: Eukaryota; Metazoa; Arthropoda; Insecta; Diptera; Culicidae.
GUUUGCUCUACCAUACCGACAGCAGACAUGGAAUCACUGCUGUCAUCCAGACGAUGGAAGAAUCUAGCCACAAUCAACAGUGUUUUCUUUUAAACGAAGCGUAGAAUCAAACGAAUAUUCGCAUAGAAUAUGACCAACGUUACGGUCGUGUUCGAGUACGAGGAGCCAGAGUACUGUCGGCUCUGCUUCUCCGAAGCCACCAAAAAUAAUGAGCUGUGUACUAUCAAAGAGGCCUGCACCAGGGACGAGGAUGACAUCAUUGAAAUAAUCCGUGGGUUGUUGCAGAUUGAGCUGGAUCCUGGAAGUGACGCUAACUGCUUUAUAUGUUCUACCUGCGUGGAAAGUUUGGAUGAAUUUUACCGUUAUCGAACGCUGUGCCGACAGAACAAUGUUAUCCUAAAAAAGGAGGCCAUCGAGCGACAGCAGAAACAAAUAGAGCUGGCCAAGUGUGCGAUCGAAAAUACUAACGUACUCGAUCAAGUGAACGAUGGCGAACCGAUCAAGGUGAUAAUCCGGAUGAAUGCCGAAGGAAAACCAUCGGUUCGGUUGCAAGUGAAGUCAAAACAACCAAUUGAUACCUCGGCCUCCACCAAUAACGCUGCCGUUGCCACAACCAGCACCAGUAGCGCAACAAACAUUCCAACAGCACCCGAAAAGACAACAACGACCAAGGAACCUAGCAAACUCAUUCGGUUACCGAACCAAAACUUCUACUUCUAUAAGACCCCCGCUUCCAACUAUGGCUUGAUUUACGGUGGCUACCGGUUUUGUGGAUCCGUUCCACGGAAAAGCCAAACCUACUGGGUUUGUGAGCAACGCCAAAGUCACAACUGCAUGACGCUUAUCUUCGUGGAUAGGUCUUACAGUACGUUCUUUUUGAACCAGGGCCAUAACCACGAGCCGCCCAAGGUUCGAUCGAAUUUAGUCAUUUUCAAAGCUAAUGAUGUCUUGCAUGAUGUUAUCCAGAAGGAAAGGGCACGGGAGCAACGAUUGGCCGAGAAUAGGAAACCACAGAAGAAAAUCAUCCGAUACAUUAAAGCGCCCGCUUCAGAGGUUCUAAUAAAGGACGAGAUAUCCGUUUAUGGAGAUGAUGAAUCGCGGGAUACUAUAUCGGAAAUUAUAGACGGUAAUUCGGAUGACGGAAUGGUAUCGCAAAUCAAAGAGGAAGACGACUGCACGAGUGAGGAGGACUCACAGUCCUCAACUUCUGGUUCUCAGGUGGAGGUGGAUGGCGGAGAUAACAUGUACAUUAUACAAGAGCUAGCUUAGUGUGAACAAGCUCAAUUGAAUAGAAUUCAAUGAACAUGGUAUUAUUUAUGACGAUGAAUAACAGCUUUAUUUGUUUGAGAUGUUAA